AUUUUAGAACUACACUAUUAUCCUAAAGGACAUAUUAUUAACACAGUGGAUGAUUCUUCAAUCUCGUUUUAAUUGCAGCUAACUUUAGAAGCUGCUUGUUUCUGAGCUAAAUCCCCAAAAAACAGGUUUACGCCAGCCUUUUUACGACACGUGACGCACUUUGUCUAAGUGUACCUACUUCCAUGUAAAUUUUCUCAGAGAUCAAAAUAACCACUAUGGGGUCACCGGCCAUGUGAUCCUUCAAGGUCUUAUCUGAUUGGCCAGUCAAACACUCAUGUCUAUGAAAAGUAGAGAAUCUAUUGAGGUUCUCUCAAUUAGUCGAGGCAAUUUCAAGCAAAUGGCUCCUCCAGUGUUUGCUUUGUACCUGGCCUGUCUGUUCAUACCGAUAAGUGAAUGGGCUGAAGCGACAGAGCUCAAUCAAUCAACAACUUUACGAUUUUUAUCCGUAAAUUUUGGUCAAAAUGUGACUUUGAAAUGUUCCUUUGAAGAUUCUGUAGCAGUGAUGUUUUACUGGUAUAAACAAGCUCUGGGAGAGAAACCUGAGAUUGUGUCUAAAUUCUACAAGCAUGAAAAAAAUGCCACUUUGAUAGGUCCAUUUCAAAGUGAUCCACGUUUUCAAGUGGACGUGACUAUUGGUAAAAAAUACUUAAAGAUCGCAUCUGUGCAGAGCUCAGACUCAGCAAAUUACUUUUGUGUAGGUGGUUAUUCGUACUUGUUCGAGUUUGUGGAAAGCGUUUUUCUCGCCGUGGUGCAUUCAGGCUCCAACGUCCCAGCUUUGGUGCAUCAGUCAGCAUCUGGGAGCAUCCAGCCAGGAGGCUCUGUGACUCUGAACUGUACAGUACAAACCGGGACCUGUGAUGGACAACACAGCGUUUACUGGUUCAAAGACUCUGGAGAAGCUCAUCCAGGACUUAUUUACACCCACGGAGACAGAAAUGAUCAGUGUGAGAGGAAACCAGACACACGGACACGCACCUGUGUCUACAACCUGGAGGUGAAAGAUGUGAAUCCUUCUAAUGUAGGGACCUACUACUGUGCUGUCGCCACAUGUGGAUGGAUAUUGUUUGGAAAUGGGACCAAUAUGGACGUUAAGGAUGUUGAGUCGUUUGUACUGGUGUACCUUUUGAGUGGAGCCUUGGUGUUCACCACCCUCCUGGUGGCCUUCCUGGCUUACACUGUGUACAGAACAUAUAAAGCAAAUGGCUGCCAAUGCACAGACACUGAAGAAAGUUCUCAACCAUCUGUUCCAGCUACAGAGGUUUAUGAAGAUGCAGAGAACCUCCAUUACGCUGCAUUAAGGAGGAACCAAAUGAGCAGAUCAAGAAGACCGAGAGAUGACACUAGUGGUGAAUGUGUGUACUCUCAUGUAAGGUCGUAGGUUCCAGUCAACAGAAC
Betta splendens (Siamese fighting fish) is the source of this 1395-nucleotide messenger RNA. RefSeq lists its product as uncharacterized. Gene Ontology annotation, biological process: response to bacterium. NCBI's taxonomy places the organism in Eukaryota, Metazoa, Chordata, Actinopteri, Anabantiformes, Osphronemidae. Bases 275 to 1378 code for a protein of 367 amino acids. The transcript is spliced from 5 exons. The record is from RefSeq and is a predicted model, not a curated record.